CCGGCCAGUGGGCGUGGCCAACGCGAGCCUCUCGGGCAGCAGCAGAAUGAGUGACUGUUGAGCCGCUUAAAGCCUCAUAAAUGACACAGAGCCCAGAAACAGCCGAACCUCCGAGCUUCAAACCCAGCAAACCUCUGGAUUUAUAAACGUUUCUGGAUUUUAAACUGUCUUGUGGAAACUUUUUUUUUAGCGCUUUUAGCAACUUGGAGCAACAGAGAGCCGACCGCAGAGGAUAGAAGGUGUCAUGUCGGCUCUUCAGUGUCUUCCCGGCAGCUGAACAGAGGAGUUUYCUCUGCAGCUCGUUGAACACAGAGGCCGACAGACCCGGUGAUGCCUCCAGGUUCUCCCGUCAGAACCAAACAUCCUCCUCACUUUCAGCUGGAAGAUGGAGUAGCUGCCUGACAGCCCGUCAAAAUGAUGGCCUCAGUGGUUGUCGGGGGCAACCGGAAGAAGUCCCUCACGUUGAGAGGGGUGGACCCGGAGACCUGCAUGAUUGUGUUCAAGAACCACUGGAUGCAGGUGGUGAAGAUUCUGGAGAAACACGAGCCGAGUCGCAGCUCCUCCAGAGCGCUUAGCUUUCUCUCCGGUCACCAUGGCAACAGCAGCGGCUCCCGAACGUUGCACCUGGGUCCGAUCCCUGCCGACGAGGCCAGCGCCGUGCAGAACUACGUGGAGCACAUGCUGUUUCUGCUGAUGGAGGAAGAGGCGGGGCAAGGUGAGGAGGAAGUAAACGUCCCUGCAGACGCCGGCGGGGUGGUGGAGGCCGAGCUGGUCCAGCUGCUCAACCAGCUCUGUGUGGCUCUGGUCAAAGACCCGUCGGUGCUGGAACUGUUUUUCCACACCAGUCAGGACCAGGGAGCGGCCAACUUCCUGCUCUUCUCCCUGCUCAUACCUUACACACACAGGCAGGGUCUGGUCGGCCAGCAGGCCCGAGACGCUCUGCUGCUCAUCAUGUCUCUGUCGGCCUCGGAGCCUCGAGUCGCUCAGCACAUCGCAGAAAACACAUACUUCUGUCCUGUUCUGGCCACCGGCCUGUCUGGUCUGUACUCGUCUCUUCCUGCCAGGCUGCAGGUUUACAGUGAAGACUGGCACUGCCUGGAGUCUGCAGACUGGCAGCAGGUUCCAGCUCUCGUUCAUUUCCUGCACUCACUGGACUUCUGCAGUGCUGUCACCAAGGUGGCCCAUCCCUCCAUCCGCUCCCAGUUGCUGAGUUACAUCUACAAUGGAUUCCUCGUUCCGGUUCUCGCUCCUGCUCUGCACAAGCUGACCGUGGAGGAAGUGAUGACCACCACUGCGUACCUGGAUCUGUUCCUGCGCUCCAUCUCUGAACCCGCCCUCCUGCAGAACUUCCUGUCCUUCAUCCUGCUGCAUCGUCAUGACAACGUCCACAUCCUGGACACGCUGGUCAGCAGGGUCAACACGCCGUUCCAGUUAGGAACUGUGUCUCUGGCUCUGUUCAGGACUCUGAUUGGUCUCUUCUGCGAAGACGUUAUGCUGCAGCUGGUGUUCAGGUAUCUGAUCCCCUGCAGCCACCUGAGCAGGAAGCAGCUCUGCUCCCUGAAGCAGAGAGACUGCUACUCCUCCAGCGCCGCCUCCUUCCUGCUCCUCAUGCCCUCCUGGUGCCCCAUGUACCUCAACAACAGACACUCCCUCUCAGAGCACAUCCUCUGGCCGAAAGCAGCAGACCUGUCGGUUUCAGACAGCGUUGGCUACAGCAGAGGGUCAGACUUCCUGAUGGAUGUUAACUACGUCCAUUACCUCUGGGACGCCCGCCAGGCGAUCUCCAUUUCCUGCAGCGCCUGCAGGUUUUGGUCGGCGGCGUACGACGGCUUCGACCCACCGCCUCAGGAUUACCGCUCCGACACGCCAGGAGACGAUCUGGAGGACGAGGAGGAAUUCAUUCAGCGGAUAAAGAGCGACUCCAUCUGCUCUCUGGUCGUCCUCCGCCCUCCGUCUGCCCUCUCCCCUACGCCGUCGUCCUCGGAUACCGUCUCCACUAGCAACCAGGCGGGCAGGGCCAGCUCUGCCAUGGAGUUGGAGUGGGACGACAUCUUCGCAGAGGAGGAUCUCUCCUCUUCGUCAGCCAUCUUUAAUGUAUCAAAUGGCUUUGUGGAGCCAGACGGAUGCAGUUUUUCACCCGUUCCUCYGCCGCCGCUUCCCCCUCGCCACAUCCAGGAAAUGAGGCUCACCGCCACCAAGCUGGUGCGCGGYKCUUACGUAGAGGAGUCCGAGUUUCAGGACGACGUCAUCGUCUACGAUCUGGUCGCUCAGAAGGACACAAAGACGRCUCUGUUUGAGCGGAUCAAGGCGGCGAACCGGCAGUCRCKUGAAAGCUUCUCGAAAUCAGGCAGAACGGUGAUGGAGACGGUCAACAGCAUCAUGUCGACACGGAGGAGGAGCGAGGAUGGAGGGAAAGAGGAAAGGAGGAAAAGUGAAGAUUGUGACAGAUCAGCGAGGAGGAAAAGUGAGGGAUUUGGAACGAAGGAAAAGGAAGAUGGAGAGCCGCGUGUUGUACUGAAUGGUUUUGAUGUAAAGAAUCACGUCAUCAGCGAAUUUGAUGACUCUGAUGAAGAAGCUGAGUCUUUUGAACAAAACUGCMUCCAGAAUGACAUCCCAACGUUUAACGGUMACAUCCAGUCAASGCAUGAAACCGGCGUCACUCCGUCUCCAGAGACAAACAAUCUCACAAACGGACAUUUAGAACCAGAGCCRCUUCGAAUUUCAGCAACAAACACCCAAAAUUCAACCGCUCCCGCCAAUCGGAUCUCCAAGAACGACUUCCUGUCCCAGUACCACGAGCUCAUGCUCUCCUUAGGGGUGGAGCCUGACGGUGAUGACAUCACAGAUGACGUCGGUACUUUCAGGAGGCGUGUCCGAGCGCUGAGGCAAAAACUGGCAGAGGAGGAGGAGGAGGAGCAGCUCGUCUCUGGGUUUAGCUCCUCGUGGGAUGAAGCAGAGCAGGAAGGAGAGGUGGAAGCCAUGGAGGAGGAAGAGGAGGAAGAGAAGAGCGGCAACAGACAAGGAGGUCCAUUUACAGGUCCGUUCAUCAGCGUCUUGUUGUCCCGACUGGAGAACCUUCUGGAAAACUCCAUCGCCGUCAACCUGCUGGUGACGGGGAUCCUGGCCCAGCUGGCGUCGUACCCGCAACCUCUGCUGAGGUCCUUCCUGCUCGGCACAAAAACACACGACCAGCACAGCGUGCRGACGUUAUACCAGGUGUUGGUGUCGGUGCACGCUCAGAUCGAGCGCUUCGUGGAGAACAGGCCUGAGUAUCCCGCUCUGGUCACCCAGGCCUGGAGGUUCCUGUURGCUAAAGACCAGGAUGGAAAAUUUAGAGAGGCGCUCCAGUCUCAGGGCGGAGACAUCAUCCUGGAUCCGUCUCGACCCAACGGCUCGGUGAGGAACGCCCUGCCGUUGCCGCCCCUCAGCGUCUUACCUCCCUGCCCCGCCGUCCCCACUCACGCCAAGAGCCGAGUGUUCGCCAUCGUCAUGUUCGCCGAGUUCCUGAAGGAGCUGGCGGCCAUCGCUCAGGAGCACAGCGUGGCGGUGGACUGCUGUUCAGAGGAAUGAUGCAGGAAAAUCUGAUCAGUGAUCAUUAGCAGAAGACUUCAUCACGAAUCAACCUGAUGGUUUAUGCAACUUAUCUGGACAAUUUCAAAAGAUUUUACUGUAAAUCUACAUUUAAAUUGUGUUGGUUUUUUUUCUGCCUGACAGCACUUGAAAAUGUUUCCCCAUGUGAAGAUAGAUUAUAUUUAUAAAAUGUUCGGAUGGAGAUUAUUUUGAAAAUCAUUGACAUWAAAUUUUGUAUCAAUUUGUGGAAUAUUUGAAA
Poecilia reticulata (guppy) is the source of this 3829-nucleotide messenger RNA. The record is from RefSeq and is a predicted model, not a curated record. Lineage: Eukaryota; Metazoa; Chordata; Actinopteri; Cyprinodontiformes; Poeciliidae.